AUGAAGUUUUCACCUCUCAUUUGGGCGACGCCAGCUCUCGCAGCUGUUCUUCCGCAUGUUCCGACCGCUGGGGAGCUGCUCGAGGCUGUUGACCAGGUCCUCUUCCCUGCAGACCACGACAGUUCGAUCUUUUCGAUAACCGAGGGGUUCAACGAACUGCUCGGCGGAUGGGGUGGCAUCUGCAGCCUCGUUGCGACUCCAGAGGGACAAGAUGACACGGAUAACAUUGAAAGGCUGUUCCAGAGGUGCGGCAAGAACAGUAUUGUGACGCUUCCCAGCGAGAGAUACAACAUUACGCGGCCUCUGACCCUUCACCUUGAGAACAUGUAUGUGUCUAUCAAGGGCUGGCUGAGCUUCUCGUCCGACAACAUCGACUCGUGGAUCGAGAAAUCCUACGUCUUCCCCUUCCAAGACCAGCGCCUCGCGUUCAUCAUCGAGGGUCACGACUUUGUAAUCGACGGCCACGGCACGGGAGGAAUCGAUGGCAAUGGCCAAGCGUGGUAUGACUGGGCGGAGGGUGUCGGCAACAAACACGGUCGCCCCAUCGCAAUGACCCUCAAGGGCGUGAGGAACGGUGUCGUCAAUGGCUUCCAAAUUAUCCAGCCGCAGCUCUGGGCCCACCUUGUCUGGGAUUCUGCAAACAUCGUUUACGACAAGUGCUAUGUCAAUGCCACCAACUUCAACACCAAAGCUCUCACCUGGGCUCACUCUGGUCUCCAGAACACGGACGGAAUCAACACGUACCGCUCGCGGAAUGUCGCCGUCAGCCACUUUGUGUACCAAGGCGGCGACGACUGCAUCGCCCUCAAGCCCAACUCGACAGAAAUUGCCCUCAACGAUAUUCGCUGCCACGGCGGAGCGGGAAUUGCGUUUGGCUCCAUUGGGCAGUAUGCUGGCACGACGGAUAUCAUCAGAAAUGUGGCAAUGUCGAAUCUCCACCUGUCACCCUCGUCGCAGGACCAGCUCUACCAUGGUGUAUACUUUAAGAGCUGGGUCGGGGUCGAGGUUGGCAAGCCGCCCAACGGAGGAGGAGGCGGUGCGGGAUGGUGCAAGAACGUCUCCAUCUCACACGUUCAUGUCGACGACGCAAUCCACCCUAUCGCGCUGACUUCGAGCCUCACGUACCUUGAGGACGAGCACGGCAAGUACAAGGACACGAGUGUGUUCAAGUGGAGUCACAUCAACUUCACAGACUUCUCGGGCACUUCUCGAGGCAACAGGGUGGUGUGGAUGGACUGCUCAGCCGCCAUGCCCUGUCACAAGUUCAAUUUCACCCAUAUCAACAUCGUGCCAGGCAGGCAGGACAUCCCGGAUAUUGGGUAUGUCUGCAACAACGUCCACAAGGUCGUUGGUGACAUGCCGGACUGUCAUCCCUCGGACUCGGACGAAGAAACGGACGCGGGCGGCACGGUCUGA
Molecule: messenger RNA, 1416 nt
Organism: Apiotrichum porosum
Lineage: Eukaryota; Fungi; Basidiomycota; Tremellomycetes; Trichosporonales; Trichosporonaceae
Exons: 4
Coding region: 1-1416 (471 amino acids)
Biological process (GO): carbohydrate metabolic process
Molecular function (GO): polygalacturonase activity
Source: RefSeq, a predicted model, not a curated record